GCUAGAUCGAAAGUAAGUCGGUCAUAUAAGGUGUGACUAUUUAUUUUAUGUUCUAGUUAUUGACUUACCUAAUUUAGGUAGCAUUGUUUUAUAUUUGCUAAUACCCUGUCAGAGCUUUUAAAUACACGUACAUAAACCAAAUGUCACUAAUGGCGGACAAAAGUCCUGCUGCAGCUCCAACCCCCCAACAGGUUCCCCAAGCCUGGCAUUACAACAUGAAUAUGUACAAUAUGAACAUGUAUCAAAACCCAUAUAUGUACAAUCCUGCUGCCUAUGGAGCCCAUAACUACUACCAAUAUUAUGGACAGCGAAUGCCCAAUUGGGGAAAUUAUCAAGGGUAUCCUCCCGGUACACAACUGAGGCCUUGGGGUAUGCCACCACAACCUCAACCACAGCAGCAGUUACCCCCUGGUCUUGAUCAACAGCCACAAAUACCAGCUGAGCAGCAGCAGCAGCAACAACAGCAGCAGCAGCAGCAGCAACCAGCUGAAGAAAUCAUGGCUUUGGCAACUAACACUACCAACAAUCAGGACUAUCAAAUGCAUGAUUUUCGAAAUUCAAGUUUUUGUUCAAGCCCAUGGCUCUUGAAUGAACCUAAUGAGCAAAAUAAUGAGCUGCCACCACUUCCACCUGGUCCACCGCCUGGCACCCCUGCACCGCCAGGAACUCAGGCACCCCCACCAAGGCCACCAUUUCAUCAGUAUACUCAUGAGAAAAAGGAAUCUUAUUCCCCAUCAAGAUAUUUUGAUAGUAGACAACAUAUGGAGGAUCAUAGUUACAACAAGCCAGAUUAUCCUCCUGGAAAUAAUAAUUGUAUUGUUCUUGAAUCUUCUCAGUGGAAAACAAUUAAUGUCAUUUCUAGAAUUGAAGAUAACUCUGAUGGGAACAAUGAAUCUUAUUCGCCAUCAAGAUUUUUCAAUAAUCGACUGUGUAUGGACGGUCAUAGUUACAACAAAUCCGAUUAUCCUUCUGGAAAUAGUAAUUGCAUUGUUCUUGAACCUUCUCAGUGGGAAACAAAUAAUGACAUUAAUAGAAUCCAAGAUGGCACUGCUCCCCCCAUCAACACAACUAAUGCUAUAUCUGGUGGAGUUGCAAUAGGAGUAAGUGGAGGUGUUGGUGCCAGUGGUGGAGUUGGUCCGAUUAGAUUCAAUAUGAAUGCUCAAAGGCCAAGACCUCAAUUGUCUCAGGCCAAUCCAUUAGGUGUUCGGCCGGGUCAGCAGACUACAAGUAGCAAAAGAAAAAACAAGAAGAAGAAAAAGCAGCAGCAACAACAACAGCAACAGCAGCAGCAGCAGCUUCAGCUUCAACAACAAUUGCAGCAACAGAUGGCUGAGGAUGAGGAUGAGCCCGAAACUCCUCCUUUGCCUGCCAGCCCACCCCCUCCUCCACCACCUCCUCCACCUCCCGCAUGUCCUCCCCCGCCACCACAGCAACAGCCUUUGCCUGCUUCUGUUGGUGUUGCUUUAAUGACCCAACAUCCUCCUGGCAUUAGAUAUGUUGAUGAUUGGCCUCCAUCCUUAAGGGAUUAUGUCAACAGGUGUUAUGCGAAAUGCGUAUUGCAAGUCGAUAUGGAUCGAGUUGGUGUGAUCCUGAAAGGAAAGAUACUUAGAGCCACAAGCGAUGGUACCCUUUGGACCAAGAACUGGACCGAAGAGCCAUUACCGUUGCUGGACAGCGAUUCUAAACCAGCUGGUGGUUUGACACUAGGAAUGAAUUUAAAAGAUAAAUUGAAUAAAAUGUCUUCUCGACUUGGACCUCCUCAAAAGAACCAAGAUCAACCACAACAAAUAAGCAACCAAGAGAUUAGUAUUAACAGACCACAUAAGAGGUCAUCUUACAGGCCGUCAUUCAAAAGAAAUUAUUCAAGUGAUAGUAGCAGUUCUUCAUCAAGUGAUAGCGAUGAUAACAGCAGCUCUAACAAUAAGAGGUCAUCAAGGGACAAAAGGUCGUCACAGUCUUGGAGCAAUAAAAGGCAUUCUUCUAAAAAAUCCGAAAAGGCUCAUUUGUACAAAGAAUAUGGAAGUAUUGGGGGAGGAGUAGGUGGCCCUAUUAGGAAAGAAGUUCUUGACAAAAGAGCUGCUAGGUUUUCUUGUGACAAUACCAAUCGCAAUAAGAACGGUCUUAAUACUUCGAGUUCGUCGCCCCCCUUAUAUGUCAUUGAUUCGAAGCCUAAUUCUCAGUAUAUGAUACCAAAUGUUGCUAGUGUAGUAAACAGUGCAAACGGUGGAGCUACUGGAAGCAACAGUGGUGGAAUUCAUGAUUGGGAAGAGGACCUUCACAUCGUGGGUACAUCUACUGAUAUUGAAAAGCAAUAUCUCCGGUUAACGUCUGCCCCGGAUGCAUCCCAAGUCAGGCCACCUCAGAUUUUGGCCAAGGCAUUGUCUUUGGUCAAAGAGAAGUGGGCAAAGGAAUCAGACUACCAUUAUACCUGUGAACAGCUAAAGUCUAUUCGGCAAGACCUUACUGUACAAGGUAUCAGGGACGAAUUCACUAUUGAAGUGUAUGAAACUCACGCUCGUAUUGCUCUUGAAAAAGGUGAUCAUGCAGAAUUCAACCAAUGCCAAUCUCAAUUAUGCCAAUUGCACACGCCAAGUUCUAAAAAUAGGGGUGAAUUUGUUGCCUACAGAAUUCUUUAUUACAUUUUUACAAAUGAAUUUUUAGAUCUCUCUACAUUAGUUAAUUCAUUACGUGAAGAAGACAAGGCUGAUGACUGUAUAAACCAUGGGCUGAAGAUGGCAAAAGCCUGGACGAGUGGUCUUCAUUCUAAACUUUUUAAACUUUACCUAACGGCACCUCGUAUGUCACCAUACCUCAUCGAUUGGUUCUUAGCCAGGGAGAGGUUGAAGGCUCUCAAAGUCAUUAUUAAAGCUUAUCGACCAGCGGUGCCUGUCGAUUUGCUGAUGAAGGAACUAGCUUUCGGAUCGAUAGGAGAUACCCUCGAGUUUGUUGAUAAGUUUGGACUCAUUUUUACUGAUAGCUCAAGGACUAUGGUAGACUGCAAGUCAAGCACACCAAUUUUGGCUGCAGUCUGAUUAUAUUGAUUUUAAACCAGUCUUUUAUAUUUUUUUACUGAAAAACAAAAAAUCCUCGGUAAAAAAAAAAAAGGCUAAGAAUAUUUUUUGUUUUUUUUUUAACUCAGUACAUUAUUCCAAUCGAUUAUUGGUAUCGUUUAUGUAUUUAAUAGAAGAACAGAUUUCAAGGACCAAGUUGAAUUAUCUGCAGUUAAAGGAUGGGGUCUAAUAAUAGUUGAUUUACAAAGGGAGGUUACGUUACGUCUUAGUCAAUGAAUAGGAAGACGAAAAAAAAGUUAUGAAAUAAACACAGAAAUGAAGAUUUAGAAGAAAGUGAAAUCAGCGAGCGAAUAUCUUUACAUAGCAGAAACAUAACAAGAAAAACAACAAAUCAUCACAUUCGCUAUUUUUUUUCCAGGUUGUUUUUGUGGUAUUGUUUCAUUGUGCAGUGUUUCUGUCUUCAUAUCAUCAUCUCGCUCUUUACCAGAUUUGUCUCGUCAACAUUCUAUUAUUUAUUUAUUUUUUCUUUGAAUUUAUAUGCAUAUAAUAAAUGUUACUAAAAUGCAUCUAUUUUUAUUUAUUUAUAUUGAAGAAAGCCUCAGGAAUUAUUAAGGAGGGGCUAUCUACCAACUCAAGAACAGGUUGAAAUCAAUUGAUGUGCUCUUGUGUAAUUUAUAUUGUAAAUAAAUUGUAUAUUUUAUUUCU
Molecule: messenger RNA, 3716 nt
Organism: Nezara viridula (southern green stink bug)
Lineage: Eukaryota; Metazoa; Arthropoda; Insecta; Hemiptera; Pentatomidae
Source: the annotation of a GenBank genome assembly